This is a messenger RNA of Conger conger (European conger), 993 nucleotides long. Its product is annotated as trace amine-associated receptor 13c-like. The transcript has a single exon. The record is from RefSeq and is a predicted model, not a curated record. Gene Ontology annotation, molecular function: trace-amine receptor activity. Gene Ontology annotation, biological process: G protein-coupled receptor signaling pathway. Lineage: Eukaryota; Metazoa; Chordata; Actinopteri; Anguilliformes; Congridae. The coding region runs from base 1 to 993 and encodes 330 amino acids. Gene Ontology annotation, cellular component: membrane.
AUGAAUCUCACAGAAGAGGAAUCCUGCGUCCAUUCAAACAUUUCCUGUUUGGACAGUUCACGAAAAGCAGCUUCUGUGCUGCUAUACAUGUCUGUCGCAGUAAUUGUCACGCUGACAGUGUGUGGGAACCUGCUUGUGAUCAUCUGCAUCUGUCACUUCAAGCAGCUUCAUACGCCAACUAAUUUCCUCCUGCUCUCUCUGGCAAUGGCAGACUGUCUUGUUGGGGUAAUUGUGAUGCCCCUCUAUUUUACUAUGUUGAUAGAGCCACACAGUUGCUUUGGUAUAUUGUAUUGCACAAUUUUUAAUGUAGCAGCAUUUUACCUCACUUGUAUAUCCAUUUAUAAUGUAGCUUUAAUUGCAGUGGACCGAUAUAUUGCUCUCUCCAACCCAUUUCACUACUCCAUGAAAAUGACAGUGAAUGUAACUUUGAGGAUAAUAGCAAUACUGUGGUUGUAUUCAUUAAUCUACAAUAUGGUGCUUCUUUAUUUCAAUGGAAAUAUUAUUGACAUGAAAGCAAACGUCACAUGUGGUGAGUGUAUUGUUACAGUUAAUAAUGUAUGGGCCAUUGUUGACUUCAUUAUUGUAUUUCUUUUGCCAUGCUCAAUGAUUAUAAUCAUAUACCUGAACAUUUUUGCUAUUGCUAAAAAGCAUGCAAAUAAAAUUAGGAGUGUCAGAAAGUGCCCAAAGAUUAAGAAUGUUUCUAUGGCCUCUGAAAGGAAAGCAGCAAAAUCCCUAGGUGUUCUAGUGGCAGUCUUCCUUGUGUGUUUAGUACCCUACUAUAUAAGUGCCUUCCUUGAUGUUUAUGUAAGGAAAAGAUCUGUGCAUCUGGCUGUUUCCGGUACAUUGACUCUUAUAUAUUUAAAUUCUUCCAUCAAUCCUAUAAUUUAUGCUCUGUUCUAUCCAUGGUUUAAGAAGUCUGUUAAACUCAUUAUAACACUUAAGAUAUGUGGCACAGAAUCUUCAGUCUUGCAUGUGCUGGAAAAUGAUACAUAA